AUGGACGACCAGAAGAAACCCACCCGGCAGUUUGGCGUUACCAGCGCCAUCUCUGAGGCCCCGCCUACCGAACAGGAUAUUCGCAAAAACGAUAGCCUCAUCACGACGCUGAAAGACGAGAAUGUGUUUGAGACGCCCGAGGGCAACCAACAAAGGGAGUCAGUUCUCAAAGAUAUCCAAAAUGUCGUCGAAGAGUUUGUGCGUCGCGUCGGCAAGAAAAAGGGCGUUCAGCAGUCUAUCAUCGACGCCGCGGGCGGCAAGAUCUUCACUUUCGGCAGCUUCGCUCUCGGUGUUCACGGUCCCAAAUCGGAUAUCGAUACGCUCGUUGUCGCGCCCAAAUUUGUCUCCAUUGACGAUUUCUUCGCCAUCUUUCCCUCAACCUUCAAAGAACUAUGCAACGAAAAGGACAUCCAAGAGUUCGUGCCCGUAGAAGACGCCUUUGUACCUAUUAUCAAGAUGGAAUACCAGGGCGUGAGCAUAGACUUGCUGUUUUGCUCGCUACCGAAGAGGCCUUCAAUACCCCUCAACAUGACCACCAUUGAAAAGAAGGACUUGGAGGGACUUUCCGAGUCGGCAACACGCAGCGUUAACGGUACACGAGUCACCAACGAACUCUUGGACUCGGUUCCACAGAAGGUGAGCUUCCGACAUGCGCUGCGAGCCAUCAAGCUCUGGUCGAACCGCCGCGGCAUCUACGGGGCCGUCUUUGGAUACCCUGGAGGAGUUGCGUGGGCUAUCAUGGUUGCCCGCAUAUGCCAGCUUUACCCAAUGGCCAAUGGCGCUACCAUUGUCUCAAAGUUCUUCAGUUUGAUGUACAAGUGGACCUGGCCUAGGCCUGUUAUGCUGAAGCACAUCGAAGAGGGUGACAUGGGCCUCCGUGUAUGGAACCCACAGGUCUAUGGCGGCGAUAGAGCCCAUCUCAUGCCCAUCAUCACACCCGCGUUCCCAUCCAUGUGCGCUACGCACACCGUCAUGCCAUCCACACUGCGCAUCAUGAAGGAAGAAUUCGGUCGAGCGGACAGCAUAUUGCAGGAUAUCUUUGCAAACAAGAAGGAUUGGAAGGCACUGUUCGAGCGGCACACUUUCUUUACAAAAGACCACAAGUACUAUUUGAGCGUCGUCGCCGCAAGCCGAACCAAGGAAGCCAAUUCGACCUUCUCCGGACUGGUACAGUCGAAGAUCCGACACAUCAUCAAAGGCAUCGACGAUGGAAACACGGGUAUCGCCACCGCGCGUCCAUAUAUUGAAUACUUCGAGCGAGCGCAUCGUAUUACGGAUGACCAGUUCAAAGAGGUCGCGCAAGGCUCCCUUGACUAUCUCAUUCCAAAAUCUGAAGCGGAUGCCGAAGGUACACUCGAAGCCAACGGCGACACCACGAUAGUGCACACUACAACUUUCUAUAUCGGCCUCACUUUACCCACAGGUGAAGCUACCAAAUCGCUCGAUAUUUCCUAUCCCGUGAGCCAGUUCAAGAGUUACAUCACCGACUCAGAUCUUUACAACGAAGACCUCAUGUCUGUGAAAGUGGUCCACACGCGCAGCUCCGCGCUCCCGGAUGAUGUCUUCGUCGAAGGAGAAACGCGGCCGAAGCCCAGCAAAGACAAGAAGAAAAAGAAGGACGCGAAAAGUGUUAAGCGCCAGUUCGCCGAGACAGGCCUCGAAGACAGCGAGCAUUCAGCAGCAAAGCGCCAACAGGCCGAGCUUGCUACCAACGGGGUACCUACUCCGACGGCAGCAUAG
Pyrenophora tritici-repentis Pt-1C-BFP is the source of this 1740-nucleotide messenger RNA. RefSeq names its product PAP1, Poly(A) polymerase. Gene Ontology annotation, cellular component: nucleus. Gene Ontology annotation, molecular function: RNA binding; poly(A) RNA polymerase activity. The record is from RefSeq and is a predicted model, not a curated record. NCBI's taxonomy places the organism in Eukaryota, Fungi, Ascomycota, Dothideomycetes, Pleosporales, Pleosporaceae.